Molecule: messenger RNA, 2021 nt
Organism: Medicago truncatula (barrel medic)
Lineage: Eukaryota; Viridiplantae; Streptophyta; Magnoliopsida; Fabales; Fabaceae
Exons: 5
Coding region: 240-1787 (515 amino acids)
Source: RefSeq, a predicted model, not a curated record
GGACCAAUCACAAUCGUAAAGGUAUGAAACAUUUCAUUUCACCCCUUCUUUUUUGUACCGUCCUUGAAGUUGAAAGAAGUUGAACAACGUGACUACUACUAUUGUCGAGUAGCGUAGCGUAGCGAGGGUUUGGGUUUUUGGGUUUAACCUUCCUUCCUUCUUCUCCUUCUUCACACUGAUUUCACACUCUUCCCUCUUCUUCUUCUAGGUUUGUAUCGUAGAAAGUCGUUGUUUUCAAAAUGAUGCAUUCUAUUGUAAAAGGUGGUUGGAGGCCAACAUUUGCUCUUGCCAAGCAAAAUGAUUCUGAAGGGAGAAAGACUCGGAUUCGACGCUCUAAAGAGGAACGAAAGACAAUGAUCCAAUCUUUCAUUCAAAAGUACCAAGAGUCAAACAGUGGAAACUUUCCAUCAAUUACUCUUACACAUAAAGAAGUCGGUGGCUCUUUCUACACUGUAAGGGAGAUUGUACGGGAUAUAAUUCAAGAAAAUAGAGUGCUGGGUCCUGCUAAAUUCAACUUGGAGGAGUUCAACACUGAUCAAUUUUUAGAACAAAACCCAUUGGGUUCAAUUGCAAGUGGCCCUGAACAUUUUCUCGGUGCACCUUCAAAUGAAGGCCAUCCUGAACUCAAGAAAGUUCCAGAUACAAAUGGCCCACUGCUUUCUGUUUCUUAUAAGCAUUAUACUGAAGCUGAGCCUCAGGUGGUUGAUGAUGGGCAUGUCAUAGAUGUUGGCCAUGUAGAUUUGACUAACAAGGAAGCGAUUGAAGCCACUGUUGUGUCUGAUGGGAGUUAUACUGAAACUGAGCAUCAGGUGGUUGACUAUGGGCAUGUAGUAAAUGGUAGCCAUGUCUACAUGACAAACAACAAAUCUGCUGAAGCUUCUGUUGUUUCUGAUGGGCAUUAUACUGGAACCGAGCUCAAGGUUGUUGACAAAGGGCGCAACAUAGAUGCUAGCGAGGUAGACGUGACAAAAAAGGAAUCUGUUGAAGCUUCUGUUGUUUCUGAUGAGCAUUAUUAUACUGAAGCUGAGCUUGAGAUUGUUGACAAAGGGCACGGCAUCGAUGGCAGCGCGGUAGAUGUGAUAAACAAGGAACCCAUUGAAGCUACUAUACCCAAGAUGCAGGUAAGUAAGCCCACGGAACCCAAACUGAAUGUCGAACAAGAGUUGGCAGCUAUCACAGUACCAUUAGCUAAAGUAAACGCUCUGACCAAAGACUUGAUAGUAGAGACAUUUCCGUUAAGAUCUGUUGCUAGGAAUAGCAAUGGAAUAGAAGGUUCAGGAGAAUUGAGGGACUCUGGUAAUUCCCAAGAGAAGGAUAUAAAGAAGUUGGCAAUUGUAGAUGACAUGAAGUCUGAGUUAAAUGAUAUAAAGUCCGCAGAUAAUUCUCAUUUACUGAAUGAGAAAUUUGAGAGUCCCCUUGGAAACAAAAAGUUAAAGGAAAUCUCCAACCCUAGGCAUGAUACAGAAAGUGCAAAUCAUUCUACCCACAAAGAACAAGUCAGUGCAUCUCAUCAGAAAGCUACAACUUUUGAAACCAAUAACCAAAUUCAGAUUGAAGAUGAAGCUAAGACUAAUAUUCACGGUGAAGACCUGCAUGAAGCUGAUAAAUAUAGGCUUGAUGGUCAGCUUGGUGGCAGUUCCCAGAGGAGAAUCAACACAACUGUAGAUAGGAUCAAUCUAGAGUCAUGGGAUGGAAGAUCCAAGAAUUCUGCAAAAAAGGAAUCCAUUCCUCUUUUCGCUCUACUGAAAGCCAUUGUCAAUGCCUUUGGGAAACUUUUGUCAGAAUGAUUGUAGUACUUGUUUCUUUUUCUUUUCUACUACGCUAUUACCUACGCUGAAUGUGGAGUUCAUGUUUUGUGCCUGCUGAAGAAUAACUUUCACAUAGUCAAUGUACUCACCCCCUCCCCCUUUCUAAAAUUUUAGAUUGUUGUGAUCUUGUUUUGAUUGACUUGAUUGUGUGGUAUGACUAUGAGGGUAGGGAUCCUCUCUAGUUAAAAGAAAUUGAGAACUAUAUAUUUUUUA